Molecule: messenger RNA, 2064 nt
Organism: Penicillium verhagenii
Lineage: Eukaryota; Fungi; Ascomycota; Eurotiomycetes; Eurotiales; Aspergillaceae
Product: transcription factor domain-containing protein
Exons: 6
Coding region: 1-2064 (687 amino acids)
Biological process (GO): DNA-templated transcription
Molecular function (GO): zinc ion binding; DNA binding
Source: RefSeq, a predicted model, not a curated record
AUGCACAGGUUGAAUGCUGUCGUGCUCGUCAAGCGAGGGUCCAUCGGCCCAGAGUAUCUCGGUAGGCUCGAGGCCUUAUCAGACCGACUGGCAAAGCUCGAGAAAACAAGUGAUGACACCUCAGCUUUCUCAUCGCCUUCGCCGGCCGUAGGACACAAUGAGACAAAUCAAAUCACACCAUUAUCUCCGCAAAGGAAGCCGGCUGCUUCCACCAAAUCAGCGUCGAAGAGAAAGCACCAGUCAGAUCACGCUAUCAAUGAAGCAGUUUCCCCUGAGGGACAGGGGAUGCGACGCAGAAUAUCGCAGGGCAAUGCACCAAAUAUCCACUCCGAACGACACUUACCUGGAUCAGCGCGACAUGCCAGUGAGGCGAGGGAAUACAUUGAACAUGAGCUCCAAUGCAACCCAGCUCUUUCAAAGGACAGGCGAGCAACACUGGAAAUGGCACAGAAAUUUGUCAGUCAACUUUCGAAUCCUGGAAUUCACCGUUAUGAGACCGGUGCUGCCGAGGAACUUGAAAUUGGAGAUACUACACCUCCUACCCUUACGCCGGAGUUGCUUUAUAUGAUGCUACCAGGGUCCGACAAAAUGACUAACUCCCAAGGAACCAUUGCAUGGCCUGAUCAUAUUUCGGAUAGAACCCUGGAGCGCAUGGGUCUGGCCAUUAUCGAGCGAACUGAGAGUGAGCAGCUACUUCAGCUUUACCGGAUCGGUGUGUGGGUGAAAGCCAUUUCCUGCAUCUCAAAGUUAGCGCCUUUGAUAUCAAGCCAGCCUUUGAAGUUGCAUUUCAGGACUCUGAAAAAGCAGUAUGAAGCUGCCGCUGUUGAAGAGUUGAACUCGGUCCCUUUAACGGCCGCUCCAAGUCUGACUUUAUUACAAGCCUUGUUAUCUGGCAAACGACUGAUGCAAUACCUGGGAAACAUGUCCCGCUGUUGGAUGCUAACAGCAUUUGCUUCCAGAGUUAUAGUUGCCUUGAACUACCAUAAUAUCACCAGUCCUGUACCUCAAAGCGAAGUGGAAGAAGAUAUUCAUGCCUGUAUUUACACAUGCUACUACUUUGACAAGACGCUUAGCCUGCUUCUUCUCCGGCCGCCGUCAUUGCCAGAACUAAAGGUCGAGCCUUCGCAACUGAUCCAUUUGGACCCGGAGGUGCCCACAACAGCAAUGAUUGGGGGAAUUGUCGAGCUAGCUAAUAUCAAAAGCACUCUCUUGCAUGUUCUCCUCGACACCAAAGAAAUGAGUGACAUGGAAAAGGCGAGCCGUUUGUCUGAUCUUGUGGUCCGGGCACAAACAAUUCAUUCUAACCUCAAAAUUCAUCAAAUCCGACAGCAGGUGAAAUUCCAGGCAUCGUGGCCAAUUCUACGGCGCGAGUGGCUUUCUAUGGAUUUCAACUAUUACUCUGUCUUGACCACGAUCAUCAGGGCACGCUCCUCAGUCCUCAAAUCUCGCUUAGUGUGUGAAGACUGCCUUUAUGCGGCUCGGGAGGGACUUAUCACUCUUCGAGCCUUACAAGAGGCGUUCUCCACUGACGAGAUAUCAGUCAAUUCUUAUCCAUACUUCCUUACCUGGACCAUGUUGCUAUUCCCGCUUUCACCAUUCUUCGUGCUCUUCUGCAACGUUGUUGCGACAUCUGACCAUCGCGAUUUCGAGAUGAUCAAAGAGAUCACUGGAAACCUGCGCCAGUUUGCCAAAGCAAAUGCCUCUAUUGGCAAGCUUUAUGGCCUCUUUUCUAAAUUUUUGGAUCUUUGCACACCGCUCAUCAGGGAAAAGAAUGCAUGGUCUUCCUCUCAGGGUAUGGUGUCAGAGUUUCCGGGUACAUCGAGUGGGAGAGUACCUGCUCUCGGAGGUCCCUACGCAGAGGUGUUCAGUCGAACUACAGAUUGUAAUCUCAAUACACUGCCGUGUCCGAGUCCCGGCAGUGCAGUCUCUGUUGUACCACAAUCAAUACCCUCUGUGGAAGGUUGGAAUGACAAUCUCAUGUGGGAGCUCUUUGAUAAUCAGCCAUCCCUUGGGUGGGCAGAGUCGGAAUUGUGGGAUGCGAUGACACAGCUCAAUACUGUUUAA